AUGGAGAGAUUUAAGCUUAUUAAGCGAGGUCUUCAAGCCAUGGUUAUAAGUGAUGAGUGGACUUCUUAUAGAGAAGAAGACAUGGGGAAGGCAAACUUUGUGAAAGAGAAGAUUCUGAAUGAUGAUUGGUGGGACAAACUAGCUUACAUUGUUAAUUUCACAAAGCCUAUCUAUGACAUGAUUAGGCUUUGUGACACCAAUAAACCAUGCCUUUACUUAGUGUAUGAGAUGUGGGAUUCUAUGAUUGAACAAGUGAAGCUUGAGAUUUACAAGAAAGAAAGUCGUCCUAAUUCGGAGUUUAGUUCCUUUUAUCAUGUGGUUUACGAAAUCUUGGUAGCUCGUUGGGAAAAAAGCAACACUCCUCUCCAUUGUCUAGCUCACUCCUUAAACUCGAGGCUCUAUAGUGAUGAAUGGAUACUUGGUGAUCCAUCUAGAGUUGCUCCUCAUAGAGAUGGUGAAGUAUCUCGAGAGAGAAUGAAGUGCUUUCGUAGAUUAUUUGUACUUAAUGAUAAUGUUAGUAAAGUGAUGGAUGAAUAUUCUCUAUUCUCUAUGAAGAGUGGACCUUUUGAGGAUUUAACUUGUAUCUCAAGGAUGCAUUAUAUGGAUCCUAAGAGUUGGUGGGAAAACUUGGGAGCUCAAACUCCUCUUCUCCAAUCUUUGGCAUUUAAAGUGCUUGGGCAACCUACUUCAUCAUCUUGUAGUGAACAAAAUUGGAGUACAUAUGCACUCACUUGGGAGAAACAAGCUAAAUCCAAGUCGUGCCCAAGAUUUGGUUUUCAUCCACAAUAA
Molecule: messenger RNA, 789 nt
Organism: Spinacia oleracea (spinach)
Lineage: Eukaryota; Viridiplantae; Streptophyta; Magnoliopsida; Caryophyllales; Amaranthaceae
Exons: 2
Coding region: 1-789 (262 amino acids)
Molecular function (GO): protein dimerization activity
Source: RefSeq, a predicted model, not a curated record